AUGAAUGGUACAGCAUACGGUCCAGAUCUCACAUUGACGCCUCACCAGGAGGAUUUACUUCGCACCGCUUUGUCUUCCAACAACCCGAUUGAAAGCUCGUCUCAGAUCUCGCGCAACGGUACCUCAGGCACCACGCGAUCAAACAGCGACCCAAAGCAGCUACAACGUACUAACGACCACAUGGCGAAUGGACCAAAUAUGUUCACUUCCCCACUGCAGGAGACGCCAGGCUCAGGCCAGCUCGGCAGCUUCGACGAAAGCCCCUUCCUAGACUACGAACUUGAUGAUGGGAACUUCGACUGGGACAAUAGUACUGACCAGCUUUUCGGUGACCUGCCUGGCACGGAAUCACAUGUCGAUGGCGAACACCACGAUAAGAGAAAGGCUUCCAUGGAUGAUGAGGACGACGAGGAGGGGACUAGCAAGAGACGCGAGGGAGAUGAUAAGUCCGCGAAGAAGCCAGGGCGAAAGCCAUUGACUGGAGAGCCGACGACGAAACGCAAGGCGCAAAACAGAGCUGCCCAAAGAGCUUUCCGCGAGCGCAAAGAACGUCACCUGAAGGAUUUGGAGACCAAAGUCGAAGACCUCGAGAAAGCUUCCGAGGCUACAAAUCAUGAGAAUGGACGCCUCCGCACACAAGUAGAAAAGAUGAGCAUGGAGCUGAAGGAGUAUCGCAAGAGGAUGUCCUUGAACACUACAGCGGCUGGCUACUCUCCUCCGCUAUCCGCCACCCAGUCGCAUAGCUAUGGGAAUGGCAGUGACUUUCAUUUUAACUUUCCCAAGUUCGGAGAUCUUCCAGGCUCCUUCAUGAGUAAUGGCUCGAUUGCUAAAACUACUUCCCCUACGCAGAUGGGCCAACGUUCAGCUUCUGCUUCAAGCACAACACCUUCGGGUAAUGUCAGAAAACAGUCAUCAGCCGCGAGCAAGUCACCACCAAGCUUCAAUGGAAUGUUCUCCACUCCUUUAGGGCAGUCCAGACCAAGCCAGGUCUCCAAUAACGGCUUCAUUAACAAAGAUUACGCUGAUCUUAAUGGAUUGUUCGAUCCGUCGGUACUGGAGAACGCCAGCCGUAACAAUUCAGCAGAUUAUCUGUCUUACACAACGGGCAAAGCUAGUUCUACGCCUAGCACGGCUAAGCAAGACAGUGUCGGUAGUGUGAAUGGACACGCCCAGAUUUCCACCCUCCGAAACAACUCCUCUACUUCCAUUACUGGGUCUCCUACAUCGUCAAUGUCACAUGGUGCUCUCGACUCAUCAUGCGGUACUACGCCAGAGUCAUCGGCCGACUCGCCUGAUAAUCGUAAGUCAAGUGAAGGAGGACUUGAUACCAUCAACGAGGAGGGCAAGGCUCAAAACAAAGCUUCUUCAAAUGUGGCCAAGUCACCAGCUGCCGAUAUCAAUGGGAUCGACUGGAUGGCGCAGCAGAAUGGCGGAGCAUUCGAUCCAGUCCUUUUUGGCGACUACAGAGAUCCUCAGGAUAAUAUUCUGAACAACAAUGCUUUCGGCGACUUCUUUAACGACGCGUUCCCGUUGCAAGACUUCGGCACUCCUUACUAUACUGGCGAGGCGCCACCGAAGAAGGAUUUGAUGCAGGAAAUUGAAAUCCAGAAAAACGCUAGCCCUAGCGAAUUGGGGCCUGAAGAUGACAGGAAGCAAUUUUUGGCUUGCGACAAGCUUUGGGAUCGCCUCCAAUCCUCAGAGAAAGUGCAGAAAGGGGAGGCCGACAUGGAUGAUCUAUGCUCGCAGCUCAAGUCUAAAGCCAAGUGCUCAGGAAAGGGCGCGAUGAUUGACGAGAAAGACGUCGACCUUAUCUUGGGUCCUGCGCGCGAGGAGCCGUCAAAUUCCCUCAAAAUGUUCUCGUGA
Letharia columbiana is the source of this 1863-nucleotide messenger RNA. RefSeq lists its product as uncharacterized. Bases 1 to 1863 code for a protein of 620 amino acids. The record is from RefSeq and is a predicted model, not a curated record. The transcript is spliced from 4 exons. Gene Ontology annotation, molecular function: transcription cis-regulatory region binding; DNA-binding transcription activator activity, RNA polymerase II-specific. Gene Ontology annotation, cellular component: RNA polymerase II transcription regulator complex. NCBI's taxonomy places the organism in Eukaryota, Fungi, Ascomycota, Lecanoromycetes, Lecanorales, Parmeliaceae.